This is a messenger RNA of Morus notabilis, 2331 nucleotides long. RefSeq names its product casein kinase 1-like protein 10. The transcript has 14 exons. NCBI's taxonomy places the organism in Eukaryota, Viridiplantae, Streptophyta, Magnoliopsida, Rosales, Moraceae. Gene Ontology annotation, molecular function: protein serine/threonine kinase activity; ATP binding. Bases 588 to 1985 code for a protein of 465 amino acids. Gene Ontology annotation, biological process: signal transduction; peptidyl-serine phosphorylation; endocytosis. Gene Ontology annotation, cellular component: cytoplasm; nucleus. The record is from RefSeq and is a predicted model, not a curated record.
CAUCCACUUUCUCAUCCAUUUUCCUUCUCCCUUCCCUUCUCUCUCCAUUUUUUUUCUCUCAUCCCAAUUUUCCCCUUCUCUUCUCAUUUCUCAGAAAUUUUCCGGGAAAAUUUAUCAUCUCUCUUCCCUUUCUCUCUCCGAGGAAACCUCAAUCUCUGUCCUUAACCCAGAUCCGAAGAUCUCCGAGGAAUCGCCGGCGAUAGGCUGUAGUUUGCCUAUCUUCGCAAUUUUUAUCUCUCCCGAAAGUGCCUUUUUUGGUCUCAAGAAUCGUUGUUCUUGCUUCGAUUAUUAAUCUGUAUUUUUUUAUUAUAUACGGAAAUAUAUGUAUUUCUUUUUUGUUUAGCUUGAUUCGGAGAAUAGAGGGUUUAGAUCAUUCCGUCUGUGUGGAAAUUUGAUGGAUCCUGAGAUUGUGUUGCGAACUCGAAUCUUAGCGGAAGAAUAGGAAGUAUAAUGAGCGAUGAGCUUUUGAUUAGUAGGAAACAUAAUUUCGAUUACAGAAUAGUUUAGACUAGAUUAGGUUGUGUUUCAACUUCAGAAGGUGAAUUUAGGGUGAGUUUUGUAUAUAUUGAUUUGGGGAUUUUGGCAUCAUGGAUCAUGUUAUUGGCGGCAAGUUUAAGCUGGGAAGGAAGAUCGGAAGUGGAUCUUUUGGAGAGCUUUAUUUGGGAAUUAAUGUACAAAGUGGAGAAGAGGUGGCUGUCAAGCUGGAAUCAGUGAAGACAAAACAUCCCCAGCUGCACUAUGAGUCAAAGCUGUACAUGCUUCUUCAAGGAGGAACGGGCAUUCCCCAUCUCAAAUGGUUUGGAGUAGAGGGUGAAUACAAUGUGAUGGUUAUUGAUCUUCUUGGGCCAAGCCUUGAAGACCUUUUUAACUAUUGCAAUCGGAAGUUCUCUUUGAAGACAGUGUUGAUGCUUGCAGAUCAAUUAAUAAACAGGGUUGAGUACAUGCACUCACGGGGUUUUCUUCAUCGUGAUAUAAAGCCCGACAACUUUUUAAUGGGUCUGGGGCGUAAAGCUAAUCAGGUAUAUAUAAUUGACUAUGGUCUUGCGAAAAAGUAUAGGGAUCUUCAGACACACAAGCACAUACCAUACAGAGAAAACAAGAAUCUUACUGGGACAGCUCGCUAUGCAAGUGUUAAUACUCACCUCGGAGUUGAGCAAAGCAGAAGAGAUGACCUGGAGUCUCUUGGUUAUGUGCUUAUGUACUUUUUGCGUGGAAGCCUUCCCUGGCAGGGCUUGAAAGCAGGUACGAAAAAACAGAAAUAUGACAAGAUCAGUGAAAAGAAGAUGCUUACUCCCAUAGAGGUCCUUUGUAAAUCCUAUCCAUCUGAAUUUACAUCGUACUUCCAUUAUUGCCGAUCACUGCGGUUUGAAGACAAACCAGAUUAUUCAUAUUUGAAGAGGCUUUUCAGGGACCUGUUUAUUCGGGAAGGUUAUCAAUUUGACUAUGUAUUUGAUUGGACUAUACUGAAAUAUCCACAGAUCGGAUCAAGCUCAAGAGCACGACAACCAAGUGGAAAACCAGCUAUAAACCCUGGACCAUCUGCAGAAAGAACAGAAAGGCCUUCAGUGGGGCAGGAGAUUCGGGAUAGAUUCUCUGGCGCAGUUGAGGCUUUUGCUAGAAGGAAUGGCUCUGGGCAUGGUUUGCACGGUGAUCACUCCAGACACAGAUCUUCAGAUGAUGUACCAUCAUCCAAGGAAGUGAAAGCUGAUUCUGAAAGGGCCCGGAGUUCUUCUCGGAAUGGUAGUACUUCAAAGAGGCCUGUCAUAUCAAGCAGCCGUCCGAGCUCCUCUGGUGAGCCUAGUGAGAACCGCUCAAGCCGGCUGGUCUCAAGCAGUGGUCGCCUGUCAACAACCCAAAGAAUUCAACCUGGGUUCGAGUCCAAAACAACAACUUUCACCCGCACUACUGCAGCUACAAGAGGCGGUCGUGAAGACGCACUUCGAAGCUUUGAACUCCUCUCGAUCGGCACAGGAAAGAGGAAAUAAAAUGGUUAAACCGUCUGGUAAAGUCACGAGUGCUUGUGCUAAAGGUCUCAAAAUCUCUUUUUGUUGCAAUCAAAAGAUGGGCAACACACCAUAAUGGUUUUCAUAUGAGUUACUACUCUCAAGUCUGCAUAUGUGUAUGCAUUGUUGGGUUCCAUUCACAGUUGAAAAAUUCAAUGAAGUUUCUCGUCAAGACAAAAACUCUUUUUUAUCCCUUUCAGCGACUCUUGCCACAUAGAAAGAGAAGAGGAAUUAUUAUUAUCUCACUAAAAGGGAAAUGUUCAUAUAUCUUUGAGCAACACUAGUAGCUGUAACAAGUACCUCUACUAUUGCCUUUUUUUUUUCUUUU